Molecule: messenger RNA, 678 nt
Organism: Arabis nemorensis
Lineage: Eukaryota; Viridiplantae; Streptophyta; Magnoliopsida; Brassicales; Brassicaceae
Source: the annotation of a GenBank genome assembly
AUGGCGAGCAUUAGCAACGAGCCAGAGCGCGAGCACAGAGACGAUGAAGAGUCCGGAGCCAACGAGGAUGAAGACACCGGUGCUCAAGUCGCUCCGAUCGUUAGGCUCGAAGAAGUCGCCGUCACCACCGGUGAAGAAGACGAAGAUACAAUCCUCGAUCUGAAAUCGAAGUUGUAUCGAUUCGACAAAGAUGGAAGUCAGUGGAAAGAGAGAGGUGCUGGUACUGUUAAGUUCUUAAAGCAUAGAGAUUCUGGAAAAAUUCGUCUCGUUAUGAGGCAAUCGAAAACUCUUAAGAUCUGUGCGAAUCAUCUCGUUAGUUCAGGCAUGAGUGUUCAGGAACAUGCUGGGAAUGACAAGUCUUGUGUAUGGCACGCUCGUGAUUUCUCCGAUGGGGAAUUGAAGGACGAGCUUUUUUGUAUCCGUUUUGCAUCGGUUGAGAAUUGCAAAGCAUUUAUGCAAAAGUUUAAGGAAGUUGCUGAAUCUGAAGAGGAGAAGGAAGGGAGCAAAGAUGCCUCUGAUACCGCUGGUCUUCUUGAGAAGUUAACAGUGGAAGAGAAAGAAACCGAGGAGAAACCAGUGGAGAAGGUAGUAUCAGCAGAGAAAGAAGAGGACAAGAAAACGAGUGAAGAAGAGAAAGCCGUUGAAAAGAAAACCGAGGAGUCUGCUCCCUCAACUUAA